Molecule: messenger RNA, 1943 nt
Organism: Passer montanus (Eurasian tree sparrow)
Lineage: Eukaryota; Metazoa; Chordata; Aves; Passeriformes; Passeridae
Gene: MNAT1
Product: MNAT1 component of CDK activating kinase
Exons: 8
Coding region: 2-931 (309 amino acids)
Biological process (GO): regulation of transcription by RNA polymerase II; nucleotide-excision repair; positive regulation of cyclin-dependent protein serine/threonine kinase activity
Cellular component (GO): transcription factor TFIIH holo complex
Molecular function (GO): cyclin-dependent protein serine/threonine kinase activator activity
Source: RefSeq, a predicted model, not a curated record
CAUGGACGACUUGGGCUGCCCGCGGUGCAAGACCACCAAGUACCGCAACCCCUCGCUGAAGCUGAUGGUCAACGUCUGCGGGCACACGCUAUGUGAGAGUUGUGUGGAGCUGCUGUUUGUGAGAGGGGCUGGGAACUGCCACGAGUGUGACACCCCCCUGAGGAAGAGCAACUUCAGGGUGCAGCUCUUUGAGGAUCCUGCUGUCGACAAGGAAGUGGAAAUCCGGAAGAAAGUGCUGAAAAUAUACAAUAAAAGAGAGGAAGACUUUCCCACUCUAGAUGAAUAUAAUGAUUUCUUGGAAGAAAUAGAAGAAAUUGUAUUUAACUUGACCAAUAAUGUGGACUUGGAGAACACCAAAAAGAAAAUGGAGCUGUAUCAAAAGGAUAACAAAGAAGUCAUUCAGAAGAAUAAGUUAAAACUGACGCGGGAGCAGGAGGAGCUGGAGGAGGCUCUGGAGGUAGAGCGGCAGGAGAGCGAGCAAAGGCGGCUCUUCAUGCAGAAGGAAGAACAGCUACAGCAGAUGAUGAAAAGGAAGAAUAAACAGGCACUCCUGGAUGAUCUGGAGAACUCUGAUCUUCCUGCCUCUCUGCUCUUAGCUCAGCAUAAGGACAGAUCUACUCAGCUAGAAAUGCAGCUGGAAAAACCCAAACCUGUCAAACCAGUCACGUUUUCCACUGGCAUCAAAAUGGGUCAGCAUAUUUCAUUAGCUCCCAUUCAAAAGUUAGAGGAAACAUUGUAUGAAUAUCAGCCUCUGCAAGUGGAGACAUAUGGACCACAAGUUCCAGAGCCUGAAAUGUUGGGAAAGCUGGGGUACCUCACCCACGUUCGAGCCGCCUCUCCGCAGGACCUGGCUGGGGGCUACACGUCCUCCCUGGCUUGUCACCGGGCCCUGCAGGACGCGUUCAGCGGGCUCUUCUGGCACCCCAGUUAGCCAGGGACAGCAGCCUGUGACCCGGGACAGCCAGCGGGGCGAGGAGUGACCCGGGGCAGCAUUGCCACCGUCUGCACCGGCCGGGCUGUGCUGCGUGUGAGAAACAGGGGAAAACCAAACCCCCUCUGCUCCAGAGCUUCCUAAAAUGGUAGAUACAUUCUUGUGGAGGGGGAAACUCGUCAGUCAUGUGGCACUUUGCUGAGGGAGGCUGAAGCAAUAAGCCACAUCUAAUGGAAGAUGUGAAUAACUCAGCUGUGUAUGUUUGAGGCUUAAAGAAAUACACUUGUAAAUUUUUUUUUCAAUAAAGCCAGACUUUAAUAAAGUUUGUGGUUUUACUCUUAUUGCAGGGUUUUAUUUGCACAAGCAUUUAAAUGCCAUUUUGAUUAUAACAUUUAGUGUCAAUAUUCAAGCCUGCAUUUUCUUCCCAUAAAGCUAGUUUUCCCAGUUUAGACAAGUGGGUUUUUCCUCCUGCCAGCUGGAUGAGACAAGAAACUCUGGAAAUAUGCUGACACAGCUCUUGUGUGGGAUCCUUCCUCCGUGUGCCACUUGGUUCUUACCUUUGCUUGGAAAAAAAGCUUUAGCUCAAGGUCUUUCAGCUGAGGUGCUGUAAAAGCAGUCUAAGAAACCUCGAUACAAGGUGAAGUCACUGAAGUAGCCAAAAUUGUGGGGUUCCCUUUUGGGGUUUGUUUGUUUUGUUUUGCUUUUGUAUGUUUGCUUUUUCCUCUUUCUCUCAAUUUGCAACGUUUUUGUGAUAAACUCAGGAGUUUCUUUAGGUGGGAACUCAGGAGUUUCUUUGGGGAUGAUUCCUGCCACCUGAUGUGAUCCUUUUUGUAUUCCUUGCCUGCUCCUUGUAACGGAGCCGUGACCAACUGCAGGAGGUGGAAGGUGCUCAGGACAGCCACCUUGGCCAUGUUUUACAGGCCACCUGCUCAUAGCUGUUGAAUCCUGUUCUGAGGAGUGCACUAGAUGGAUGUAUUUUUCUAUGCUGUAAUAAAGAGAAGAAUGAGAUCUA